GAGGGAGGCGGGUUGACGCCGCUUCCAGCCGCGACCGGCGCCAUGAAGCUCAACGUGGACGGGCUGCUGGUCUACUUCCCGUACGAUUACAUCUACCCGGAGCAGUUCUCCUACAUGCUGGAGCUCAAGCGCACGCUCGACGCCAAGGGUCAUGGAGUUCUGGAGAUGCCCUCAGGAACUGGGAAGACAGUGUCCCUGUUGGCCCUGAUCAUGGCAUAUCAGCGGGCGUACCCGCUGGAGGUGACUAAAAACCUGUGCAUCCACCCUGAGGUAACACCCCUGCGCUUUGGGAAGGAUGUCGAUGGAAAAUGCCACAGCCUCACAGCCUCCUACGUGCGGGCGCAGUACCAGCGGGACCCCAGCCUGCCCCACUGCCGCUUUUACGAGGAAUUUGAUAUUCAUGGGCGCCAGGUGCCCCUCCCUGCUGGCAUCUACAACCUGGAUGACCUGAAGGCCGUGGGGCGGCGCCAGGGCUGGUGCCCAUACUUCCUUGCCCGGUACUCGAUCCUGCACGCCAACGUGGUGGUCUACAGCUACCACUACCUCCUGGACCCCAAGAUUGCAGACCUGGUGUCCAAGGAGCUGGCCCGCAAGGCCGUUGUGGUCUUCGACGAGGCCCACAACAUUGACAAUGUCUGCAUCGACUCCAUGAGCGUCAACCUCACCCGCCGGACCCUGGACAGAUGCCAGGGCAACCUGGAGACCCUGCAGAAGACAGUGCUCAGGGGCUCCAUCCGCACGGCCGAGCACUUCCUGGGCUCCCUGCGGCGGCUGCUGGAGUACGUCAAGUGGCGGCUGCGCGUGCAGCACGUGGUGCAGGAGAGCCCCCCCGCCUUCCUGAGCGGCCUAUGUCAGGCACGCUGUUUGCAGAGGCUCCCCACCAGGUUCUGCGCUGAACGCCUCCGCUCCCUCCUGCACACCUUGGAGAUCGCGGACCUCGCGGACUUCUCCCCGCUCACGCUCCUGGCUAACUUUGCCACCUUAGUCAGCACCUACGCCAAGGGUUUCACCAUCAUCAUCGAGCCCUUUGACGACAGGACCCCAACCAUUACCAACCCCAUCCUGCACUUCAGCUGCAUGGACGCCUCGCUGGCCAUCAAACCCGUCUUCGAGCGCUUCCAGUCUGUCAUCAUCACAUCCGGGACGCUGUCCCCACUGGACAUCUACCCCAAGAUCCUGGACUUCCACCCUGUCACCAUGGCAACCUUCACCAUGACACUGGCCCGCGUCUGCCUGUGCCCCAUGAUCAUCGGCCGUGGCAACGAUCAGGUGGCCAUCAGCUCCAAAUUCGAGACCCGGGAAGAUAUUGCGGUGAUCCGGAACUACGGGAACCUCCUGCUGGAGAUGUCUGCCGUGGUCCCCGAUGGCAUUGUGGCCUUCUUCACCAGCUACCAGUACAUGGAGAGCACCGUGGCCUCCUGGUACGAGCAGGGCAUCCUCGAGAACAUCCAGAGGAACAAGCUGCUCUUCAUUGAGACCCAAGACGGGGCUGAGACCAGCGUGGCCCUGGAGAAGUACCAGGAGGCCUGCGAGAACGGCCGUGGGGCCAUCCUGCUCUCAGUGGCUCGUGGCAAAGUGUCUGAGGGAAUCGACUUUGUGCACCACUUCGGGCGGGCCGUCAUCAUGUUUGGCGUCCCCUACGUCUACACGCAGAGCCGCAUCCUCAAGGCCCGGCUGGAAUACCUGCGGGACCAGUUCCAGAUCCGAGAGAACGACUUCCUCACCUUCGACGCCAUGCGCCACGCGGCCCAGUGUGUGGGCCGGGCCAUCAGGGGCAAGACCGACUACGGCCUCAUGGUCUUCGCUGACAAGCGGUUUGCCCGGGCGGACAAGCGGGGGAAGCUGCCUCGCUGGAUCCAGGAGCACCUCACGGACGCCAACCUCAACCUGACCGUGGACGAGGGGGUCCAGGUGGCCAAGUACUUCCUGAGGCAGAUGGCACAGCCGUUCCACAGGGAGGAUCAGCUGGGCCUGUCCCUGCUGAGCCUGGAGCAGCUGGAGUCCGAGGAGACGCUGCGGAGGAUCGAGCAGAUUGCACAGCAGCUGUAGGCGAGGUGGGGCAGGGCCAUAAAAGGAGUUCCUGCGA
This is a messenger RNA of Myotis davidii, 2086 nucleotides long. It is a transcript of the gene ERCC2, whose product is annotated as excision repair cross-complementation group 2. Gene Ontology annotation, cellular component: nucleus. Bases 43 to 2049 code for a protein of 668 amino acids. Gene Ontology annotation, molecular function: hydrolase activity, acting on acid anhydrides, in phosphorus-containing anhydrides; DNA helicase activity; damaged DNA binding. NCBI's taxonomy places the organism in Eukaryota, Metazoa, Chordata, Mammalia, Chiroptera, Vespertilionidae. Gene Ontology annotation, biological process: transcription by RNA polymerase II; nucleotide-excision repair; positive regulation of mitotic recombination. The record is from RefSeq and is a predicted model, not a curated record. The transcript is spliced from 23 exons.